Messenger RNA from Macadamia integrifolia, 1793 nucleotides. RefSeq names its product metal tolerance protein 10-like. Gene Ontology annotation, molecular function: monoatomic cation transmembrane transporter activity. Gene Ontology annotation, biological process: transmembrane transport; monoatomic cation transport. Bases 384 to 1571 code for a protein of 395 amino acids. The transcript is spliced from 7 exons. Gene Ontology annotation, cellular component: membrane. The record is from RefSeq and is a predicted model, not a curated record. Lineage: Eukaryota; Viridiplantae; Streptophyta; Magnoliopsida; Proteales; Proteaceae.
AUGAAUUGAAAUUGUGUCCUUUCAAACGAAAUUUCGUGGAAGCUGUAUGGGUUUUGGUACUUUGAUGGGAUCGAUUCCCUUUUAUUUUUUCAUUCUGAAUUGCCCAUUUUUGAUAGAGAAUCAUAUCUCUCAAAUAAAAGCCCUUUUGGUGAUAUCUCCAUCUCCUGCUGCUUCUCUCACUGAACUAUAGCUCUUUCCCAAAAAGUUGCAGAGAAGAGAAGGAUUACAUUUAGAGAAGAUCUCUCUCUCUCUCUCUUCUAAGUUCUUCCUUGUGUUUCUUUCAAUUUUAGCUUCUUCCCUUGCCUUCAACAGAAACAAGAGAGAGAAACGCAUCGGCAGCUUCAUUGUUAAAACUUAAAACCAAGGAGUUUUUUUGGAAGAAAAUGGCCGGAGAACUUGGAACUGAGUCCUCCGACUACAGAAGAGAGCUUUUAUCUCCUGGCACGGAGGGAGAACUGCCGAUCGAACAGUCAUGGAAGCUCAAUGUAGACGAGUUUCGCCUACCGGAAAUGCCCAAGAAAUCUCAUGUUGGUUUAGGAGAUUUCUUGACUCUGAGAAAGAAAGGAAAGAUUGCAAAAUAUUAUGAGAGGCAGGAGGACCUUCUAAAAGGUUUCAGUGAAAUGGAAACAAUGAGUGAAUCUGGCUGUGUGCCUGGAACCCUCACAGAGGGUGAACUGAAGAAGCUAGCAAAAGGCGAGAAGAUGGCCAUAUAUAUAUCAAACGUAGCGAAUUUGGUGCUUUUCAUAGCAAAAGUUUAUGCUUCAAUUGCGAGCAGAUCGUUAGCAGUGAUUGCAUCUACACUGGACUCACUUUUAGAUCUCUUAUCAGGUUUCAUUCUAUGGUUCACUGAUCAUGCCAUGAGAAAACCUAAUCACUAUAGCUAUCCCAUCGGCAAGAACCGGAUGCAACCAGUGGGAAUCAUUGUUUUUGCCUCGGUGAUGGCAACUCUUGGGUUUCAAAUACUGUUAGAGUCAGUUCGGGAGCUUGUCACAAAGUCUCAUCCCAGCUUGGACCAUGAGAAGGAGAAAUGGAUGAUAGGAAUCAUGGUCUCUGUUACAAUAGUAAAAUUUGGGCUCAUGAUAUUUUGCCGAAGAUUUAAGAAUGAAAUUGUUAAAGCCUACGCUCAAGAUCAUUUAUUUGAUGUGAUUACCAACUCCACUGGUCUAGUAACAGCAGUUCUUGCAGUAAGAUUCUAUUGGUGGAUCGAUCCAACUGGAGCUAUACUGAUAGCAUUAUACACGAUGGGUACAUGGGCAAAGACAGUAAGAGAGAAUGUUUGGUCACUGAUAGGUCGAACAGCUCCUCCAAAUUACUUGUCAAAGCUAACAUAUCUGAUAUGGAAUCACCAUGAAGAGAUCAAGCAGAUUGACACAGUUAGGGCCUAUACAUUUGGUUCAUAUUACUUUGUAGAGGUGGACAUAGUCCUUCCAGAGGACAUGCCAGUAAAUCAAGCGCAUAACAUCGGUGAGACCCUGCAAGAGAAACUAGAGCAACUCCCAGAGGUGGAAAGAGCUUUUGUGCAUAUAGAUUUUGAGUGCUCUCAUAAGCCAGAACACAAGACUAAGGUUUGAGAUCACUGCUGUUGCUGAUACCAGUGACAAGUUCAUCAGUGAUUCCAUAAUCUGACAUCAUUAAGAGAGUGGGAAUCUCAAAAUGAAGUGAUUAUAUCACAAUUUGAAGCUAAUAAGAUUUCUUCAGAACCAGUGCAUUGGAUUCUUACAGGGUUUGUACUUCGUAGUAUAGCCCUCCUUUCUUCUGUUUCUCUCAUUUAAAUGAAAUUGUUUCCCAAAUCA